This is a messenger RNA of Cyanidioschyzon merolae strain 10D, 3798 nucleotides long. RefSeq names its product probable eukaryotic translation initiation factor eIF-5B. The transcript has a single exon. The coding region runs from base 1 to 3798 and encodes 1265 amino acids. The record is from RefSeq and is a predicted model, not a curated record. Lineage: Eukaryota; Rhodophyta; Bangiophyceae; Cyanidiales; Cyanidiaceae. Gene Ontology annotation, molecular function: translation initiation factor activity; GTPase activity; GTP binding.
AUGGAACCGGAUAUAGAGAUGCCUGUGGCCGUCAAGGGCGGUAAAAAGGCGAAGAAGAAGAAGUCUGGAGCGCCCGCUUUACCAGCACUAGACGGAGAGGACUCCACUUUUAACGUAACUGAUCACCGACAAUCUUUAGGGAACGAGGGAGUCACUACUCUUUCUCUUGACGCCUCUAGGGGGAAACGAAAUAAGGAAAGCUUGUCAGACCUUAAGACGGAGACAGUUCACCGUCCGGAACGCGGUCGACGCGGGGUCUCGCGGGAGCUUCCGAGACCCGCCGACGUCGACGAAGACCUUGGGAUAGGCGAAAGCGCUCCAGGAAAUUCCAUAUUUGCAGCUUUCUCAGCACUUGGCCUCUCGGACGAGGGUAACUCCGACGCUGAUGACGCCCAGAGCAGCGAUUCGACCCGGUCGAGUCACAGGCGAAGUGGUAGGACCGGUGAUAAUACCUCGUUGAACGGUUCACGAAGCCCUGCCUCGGGGGCACUUGCGGUUCCGCAAGAUUUUCGUAACGCGAUCGGCACUAGUUCGGGAACAGAGAUUUCAGGGACAACUUCGAAAGAGAAGAAUUAUGCGCGGGCCGGUGCGGUGCCCAGUACCUGGACACCCACAGAUGCUCUCCGCAACACGACAACCAAACGUUCCUCCUCCGCUAAGAAAGGGAAUACGGGGGUGUCGCACGAGGAAGAUGCCGAAAUUGAGGCCAUUCUCGCGGAGCUCGAAGCAGUUGAGGAGGAAUCCACAAAGACGAAAUCGAGCAAGAAACAGAAACGGAAGGCCAAAAAAGCUACUCAGAAGGAAAUCGACGAUCAAGACGCAUCGUUCGAAGAGCUGCUUGCAGCAGAAGCUGCAGAAAGGCACGAUGCGUCAGACCUUGCCAGUCGCCAGGCUGAUGAAGCCCAGCACGGGGAGCAGGUGGUAUCUGCAGGUGGCGAUGCACCUCGGGUGCAAGAGAGACCUGCUGCGCAAGAAUCACCCGGGGCGUCUCCCGUCUCGGAUCCGAAAAAUCGGCAUACGUCGCAAGCUGGCACAGUUGUAGAUCAAACUCAGUCUUUGUCGGAUCAAUCAGCAGCUGAGGAGCGUAUUGCGGAAGCGCAGAUAGAGGACCGGAAUCAUGUCGGAGAGGCACAGAGUCAGCAACUGACGGCUGCACAAAAGAAGCGGCUGAAGAAGAAGCAGAAGGAAGCUUCAAAAAAAGCUGAGGCAGUAGCCGAAUCCAGUGAGCUGCCAUCCAGUGCUCCUUCCAAUGCGAGUAAGGCGAUCGUUCGUCGUAUCUUGGCAGAGCAGCAGCGACGAGCAGAGGAAGAGGAACGGCGCCGUCAAGAAGAGGAGGACCGCCUGGCCCGCGAGCGCGAGCGUCAGCAACGGGAAGAGGAAGAGGCGCGACAACGAGAAGAGGAACGACGUCAGAAGAAGGAGGCCGAACGAGCCCGUCGCGAGCAGCUCCGUCGCGAGGGUAAGCUCUUGUCGAAGAGUGAACGUCAACGAAAGCAACGCGUAGAAGCAUUCAUUCAACUGAGCAUGGCAAGCGGUGCAAUCGCUGCAGCGACGCUCCCGCAAGAAGCGACCAAACGAUCAAAAAGAGUCUAUGACGACCGCAAGAAGAAACCCAGGCCCAAGGACCCGACUGGCACGGACUCGGAGCAGACGACCUCUACAGGUGUCAAGGCGGCAGCGCAGGUUGCUGCAACGGCCUCCGACUCGACUAAAACAGUCGCAGCUGCCAGCGAUGCCCGAGUGGCGGCUGUGCCUGAUAGCUUCGAAGCGCACUUGACGGAUGCAUUCAGUGAUUCGGGUUCUGGAGAAGACGAGCACGUGCUAUCGCUUGCUUCAGAAAGCGGUGUCGACGACGACGCUGAGCAGAAAGAAGCCAUUUCGGGCAAGGUGCGCUUCAGUGAGCCAGCUCGGGUGCAGCCCUCAGGCCCUGCCCUUAGCGCAGAAGAGCGCCGACAGCUCGCUGUGCGUCAACGCCUUGCUGAUGAGGCUGCUGCACGGACAGCUGCGUCCGCUGAUCGACUGCGCUCACCAAUUAUUUGCAUCCUGGGACACGUGGAUACUGGGAAAACCAAGUUACUGGACAAAAUAAGGCACACCCAUGUUCAAGAGGGUGAGGCUGGCGGCAUUACGCAGCAAAUUGGUGCUACCUAUUUCCCUAUUGAAGCGGUUCGUCAGGAAGCAGCGAAAGUGAACCCCGAGCUGACGUACCGAAUUCCGUCGUUGCUGAUCAUCGACACCCCCGGGCAUGAGUCGUUCACGAAUUUGCGCUCUCGGGGCUCGUCGUUGUGCGAUAUCGCCAUCCUCGUUGUGGACAUCAUGCAUGGGCUCGAACAGCAGACGCUUGAAUCGAUUGAGCUCUUGAAGAUGCGGAAGACUCCUUUUAUCGUGGCAUUGAACAAGGUGGAUCGCUUAUACGGUUGGAAGCCUUGCCCGAUGGCCCCCAUUCGGCAGGCUUUGGAAGAGAAUCCGUCGACUGCUGCUGAGUUUGAGCGCCGGGUAAGGGAAACGAAGACCGCCUUCGCGGAAAUCGGCUUUAAUGCGGAGCUAUACUGGGAGAACACUGACUAUCGGCGGAAUUUAUCCCUGGUGCCCACUUCGGCAAUCAGCGGCGAGGGCAUUCCCGAUUUGCUGAUGCUGCUUGUUCAGCUUCCACAGCGGCUGCUUGUAGAGCGUCUCAAGUUCAUAGACUUUGUGUACUGCACGGUUCUGGAGGUGAAAGUCAUUGACGGCCUCGGAACGACAAUCGAUGUGGUGCUCACUGGGGGCGCUCUCCACGAGGCCGACACGAUUGUGGUGUGCGGGCUGGAUGGACCCAUCGUCACAACCAUUCGAGCUUUACUGACGCCGCAUCCAAUGAAGGAAUUGCGAGUCAAGGGGCAAUAUAUCCACCAUAAGCGCAUUGAGGCAGCACAGGGCGUCAAGAUCAGUGCCGAGGGCCUCGAGAAAGCCGUCGCUGGGACGCAGAUGUUUGUGGCUCGGAACCCUGAUGAAAUUGAGUAUCUCAAAGAAGAAGUAAUGGCUGAUUUGAGCACAACCCUUGCUGCCGUGGACACCUCGGGCGUGGGCGUGUAUGUGCAGGCGAGCACGCUCGGUUCGCUAGAGGCACUACUGGAGUUUCUCCGCAAGGAUGCAAAGAUUCCUGUCAGCGGUGUGAAUAUCGGUCCAGUCCACAAACGUGAUGUAGUUCGAGCCUCAACCAUGCUGGAACACAGACCUGAGUAUGCCGUUAUUUUAGCUUUUGAUGUGAAAGUGGAACGGGAAGCGCGCGAGGAGGCGGAGAACCUCGGAGUCCAGAUUUUCACCGCGGACAUCAUCUAUCACUUGUUCGAUCACUUCCGAAAGUAUAUGGAGCAAGUGAAAGAGCGGAAGAAACGAGAUGCAGAGGUGGAUAUUGUCUUUCCCGUUUGUGCAACGAUCCUGCCAGACAGCAUAUUCAACAAACGGGAUCCACUGAUUCUGGGUGUGCGCAUCGACGAGGGCAUCCUUCGCUGUGGCUCGAGUCUCGUUGCUGUGCACGAGGAAACGAGUCGCAUGGUUGACAUUGGACGGGUGCUGAGCAUCGAAUCCAACAAGAAAUCCGUUACGCAAGCUCGCCGGGGAGAUCUGGUGGCCAUCAAAGUAAGCAGUCGCCAAACAAGCCAUGUGAUGUACGGCCGACAAUUCGAUCACACCUUCAAACUAUAUAGCCGAAUCACACGGAAAGCGAUUGAUUUGCUGAAAGAGCUCUACAGAGACGAGCUUACGAAAGAUGACUGGCAGCUCGUCUUGAAACUGAAGAAAAUGUUUGGCGUUUUGUGA